UUGUUUCUCCAUACUGUUGUUGGUUACAAGAGAGGUACAAGAAAUACCCAUCAUGGCGACAUUAGGCUCAGUGGUCAAUAUGGACAGCAUCGAUUUGUAUUCGGCCGCAGCCGCUCUCCAUGGUGACGGCAGUCUCAUGGUGUCACCGUUAAGCAUUCUCUACUGCUCCAUGCUGCUGUAUCUGGGAGCCGAAGAACGGACGAAGACCAAUCUGGAAUCCAGCUUCCAUUUUGAUACAGCGUUUUACAGCGAUCGAUCAGCCGCAUUGUCCAUGUUUUCUAAUGGACUGGCAUUUUUCCAGAAUGCCACCACAAACACUCAGGAUAAUUUUCUCCUCACCAGUUUAGUGAACGAGAUUUUUGUGGCUGACCGAGCACUGAAUGCCAUGAAUGUUCCUGUGCCGGUUACACUAAAAUCCGAAUACCAGCAAUCCAUCAACGCGCUACAUUCCCUCGCUCAGACGAAAAACUUUCUGGACCAACCGGAUCAGUCGCGGCAAGAAAUUAACGCCGAGGUGGCGCGUAAUACCGCCAACACAACUCAAAACUUGCUGCCAGAGAAUUCUGUUACAAACAUUACCGUUAUUGUUUUGGUGAACACCCUGUAUUUCAAAGGUUCAUGGCUCAAUAAGUUCAAUGAACGUGCCACAAGCAAAGCGCCGUUUACACUAUUAAACGGCAGUACGGUACAGGUCGACAUGAUGCACCAGACUACAUCCUUCAAUUAUACCGAAGACGACCAACUGGACAUACAAUGCGUUGAACUGCCGUUCCAUUCGUUUAAUGCGUCCAUGCUGAUUCUUUUACCGCGACAAAGUAACGGCCUGCGCAAACUGGAGAAAGCACUGACACAACAAUCUUUGCAGUCACUUGGACAAAAAGCCACAGAACGACGAGUCGAUCUGUCCCUGCCCAAGUUUAAAUUCACCGCGAAUUAUGAUUUGGUUAAGAUCCUACAGGCGGUUGGAGUGAGCGAUGUUUUCAAUAGAACGUUGGCUGAUUUAUCGGGAAUGGUUAAUGGCAUCAGCAUCAUUAAUGGCGUCAGUACUGGAUCAUUUCCAAGAAUAUAUGUUUCUGCGGGUUUCCACCAGACGUUCAUAAGUGUAGACGAAAAGGGAACGGAAGCCUCGGCAGCUAGCGCCCUAGUGCUCACGUCUACAUCCUCCGGUUUCAAUGGAACCCCGCCACCACCCGUUGUUUUCAAAGCAGAUCAUCCAUUUUUAUAUAUAAUUCGCAACAAUCCAUCCAAAUCAGUGAUGUUUAUGGGAAGAGUGGAGUCAUUCUAAUAAUAAGUAAUAAAAGAAACGUAUGUACAAUAACCUGGAACUGUUGGAAUUCGCUGUAACCAAUAGCUCGGUAUGCGUACUGCUGGUAUGUUUAGACACCGUGACAAUGACAUUAGUGCCAGCUGCGUUGACCUUUAAAAUUUUCUUAAAUUAUGA
This is a messenger RNA of Paramacrobiotus metropolitanus, 1441 nucleotides long. RefSeq names its product leukocyte elastase inhibitor-like. The coding region runs from base 53 to 1285 and encodes 410 amino acids. The transcript has 2 exons. Gene Ontology annotation, molecular function: serine-type endopeptidase inhibitor activity. The record is from RefSeq and is a predicted model, not a curated record. Lineage: Eukaryota; Metazoa; Tardigrada; Eutardigrada; Parachela; Macrobiotidae.